UGGCUUGCUAGUUUAGUUCCGUCGUUGGAAGAAGAAAUGUUACAGAUUUCUAUAGUUCUACAUCUGUAAGUGUGGAUGGUUGCAGAUACUAUAGUUUAACAUCUGUAAGUGUGUAAAUUGUUUCUAAGUAGUAUAUUCAAAAUGGGAAAUUUCAUGGUGACAGCGCUGAGGAAACUUUUCGGCAAUCAAGAAGUUCGGAUUCUCAUGGUGGGCCUAGACAAUGCAGGCAAAACGACAAUACUAUACCAGCUACGCCUUCACGAAGUCAUUUCGACAGUGCCCACGAUUGGUUUUAACGUAGAAACGGUAAAUUAUAGGAACAUAUCAUUUACUGUUUGGGAUAUUGGUGGUCAGGACAAGAUAAGAAAUCUCUGGAGAGUUUAUUUGCAAGGUUCUCAGGGAUUAAUCUUUGUCAUCGACAGCAGUGAUAAGCAGAGGCUGAAUGAAGCCAAAGAUGAACUUUACCGAUUGUUAGAAGAAGAAGAUCUUAAAGGAGCUCAUGUGCUCAUAUUUGCUAAUAAACAAGAUGUAGUUGGAGCUGCCAGUGUGGCUGACAUAAGGGACAAACUUGGGUUGAACAAUAUUCGAAGCCAUAACUGGUUUGUACAGCCUGCGUGUGCAUUGAAAGGAGAAGGGUUACACGAUGGUCUCGACUGGUUAGCAAAUCAGAUUCAGGGUGUUAAGAAAUAGGAUAUUAACAUUUAUAGACAUUUACGAGCUAAUAAUUUAUAUGCAGCUGUCUUCAGGUACAAUCGGAAUAUGUUGUUAUACUACAUAAAUUUUAUCACAUGGUUAGCAACAAAGAGGUUUAUUCACAACUUCCAAGAUUUUUAAAGUAGAUAAUUUUCCCACUGGAACAGCACUUGACAUAUAGAAAAAGUAAUGCAUUCUUAUGCUUUUGAGAGAGGACUAGGUGUGUAAUGAUAUCAAUUGAAAUUGUAUCUAUAGUUAAAGACAGUUUUCUAAUUGUCAUUAUCAGUCUUCAGGGCUUUGUAGAAUCAGGUGUCAAUUUUCUCACUGUUUUCACUUUUAUAAUCUCUAGAAAGACAGAAUGUAUUGUCAGGUUUUUUGGCCCCAAAUAUUGCAACGCAGUGGCGGCUUGCAGCGGUACUAGUGGUACCAGUCUAGUACCACUUUAUUUUGAAAGCUCGAAUUAUUUUUUUAGUGUAUGAUUUUUCUUUUUUUGAGAUAAUUGAAUAAAGGGAAGAGCAGCGGAAUACACUAUAUCUUAAUUCUGACCCUCCUAUCUUAAUUCUUAUUGAAAGAUUGGCAUUGAAUAAACCCUUUAUGUACACCACGGCACUAGACCUCAUUCGUCCAGUACUGCAGAAGUCAUUCAUCCAUUGUCAUUUGUGAGUGAAAAUGACGUAAAACCGUUUGUCUUUGACAAUCCAACAAUGAAAAAAUCGUUCGCAGUACUAGAUUCCGCUUUCUAAUGAUAAAAUGCUGCGAGACCAUUUAACCCGUGCAGCUAACAAUAUCACAUGACUUCAAACAAACCUAGGUAUUAUAUGAGAACUUCUGACAAGCCAUUAAAAGACAAUUUGGCCAUAUUAGCUAUAAAUCAAAAUUUUCCGGGGACGACGCCCAUGCCCCGCCCUUUCUCUAGCUGACUCGCUCUGCUAAAAAAAAUUUUUUGCUUUCCUAGUACCAUCUUAUUUUCGUGCUAGCCGCCACUGUUGCAACGGCUAGUCAUAACUGCAUAUUUUAAAUACAUGUAAUAAUUCCUUCAAAGAUGCAUGCAUCAUUAACUUGAUUUAGUCUUGGCUAGACAAAAGUUCUACAACCAAUUAACACAAGCGUGAAGCAUCUAAGAUCUUGCAUUAUAGACAGGAUUGAUUAGUAUAGUACAUGCUAAGCAGCAGCAAUUAUUACCAAACAGCCACAUUUUGAGAAGAAUUUGGACCCAAGUAACUGAGCCACUUUAUGCUGUAACUGGUAGUUUUCACCAUAGGAAUGUUCACCUUUUGUCAAGCAUUGUUCUAGUUUAUGUUAAUUCAAAUAUUUCACCUCGUUCAGCUCUUGAUUUGACCUAAUUGUGAAUAUGAAAGCU
This is a messenger RNA of Rhopilema esculentum, 2053 nucleotides long. RefSeq names its product ADP-ribosylation factor 3. NCBI's taxonomy places the organism in Eukaryota, Metazoa, Cnidaria, Scyphozoa, Rhizostomeae, Rhizostomatidae. Gene Ontology annotation, molecular function: GTP binding; GTPase activity. The record is from RefSeq and is a predicted model, not a curated record.